Messenger RNA from Piliocolobus tephrosceles (Ugandan red Colobus), 1029 nucleotides. RefSeq names its product diazepam-binding inhibitor-like 5. Gene Ontology annotation, biological process: fatty acid metabolic process. The record is from RefSeq and is a predicted model, not a curated record. Gene Ontology annotation, molecular function: fatty-acyl-CoA binding. Lineage: Eukaryota; Metazoa; Chordata; Mammalia; Primates; Cercopithecidae. The coding region runs from base 579 to 929 and encodes 116 amino acids. Gene Ontology annotation, cellular component: mitochondrion. The transcript has a single exon.
CUCACGAACGCGCGCGGCAAGCGCACAGCACCGCCUUCCGGCAGAGGCCUCCCACCCCCCACUCAGGUACCGGGCGUCGGUCCCCAGACCCCUCCGCACCGUCCCCUGCCCGCCCCGCUUCCGGGGUCUCAGCGGGUCCGGCUCACGAGUCCCCGGCCCCGCAUUCACCCUCAUCCGGUAACCCCGCGCGUGCCCCGCAGACAGCUCACCCCCACCGAGCGCCUCCCGCGGGCCGCCUACUACCCAGCGCGGCAGCACCACGCGAGGCUUCCACUCCCACGCGUCCAGGCCGCCCCACACACAGUCGCACAACGCGCUCCUGCCGCGGCGCGCCGCCCCCUUCAGACAGCAGCGGCUCGGAUCCUACACGCUUUUGACGGCUGGUCCUCCCCAGAAAAUGCACCGUGUGAGCCCAAACAUGGUGGGGUGGCUCCAGUACGCUGGACCCCGAGCUUGCAGCCUGUGCUUGAGAAAACACAAACAUCGUGUGCCUGCCUCCUCCCCUGAGAUUGAGUAGUAACCGCCAUUCCUACUCUCCAGCUCCAACUUCUAGCACCAGGGACCGCCUCCACCCCCUCAUGUGCCAAGUGGAGUUCGAGCUGGCGCGCGCGGCCCUCAAGCAGCUGAAGGGUCCUGUGAGCGAUCCGGAGAAGCUGCUCAUCUACGGCUUCUACAAACAGGCCACCCAGGGCGACUGCGACAUCCCCGCCCCUCCGGCCUCAGACGUGAAAGCCAGGGCCAAGUGGGAGGCUUGGAGCGCGAACAAAGGGGUGUCCAAGAUGGACGCCAUGAGGAGCUACGCGGCCAAAGUGGAGGAGCUGAAGAAGAAGGAAGUGGGGGGCAUGGAGCGCGAACAAAGGGGUGUCCAAGAUGGACGCCGUGAGCGGCUACGCGGCCAGAGUGAGGAGCUGAAGAAGGAGGCUGGCUGAGGGCUCCUCGGGAAUGGAAAGGGCUUCUUAGACCUUGAUGGCUGAAACGUCCUGAAACUGUCCAAGCGUAGCCGAGACAUCAAUAAAUCACUUAAACUGC